AGAGAUCCUCUCCGGAUGUCUUUCCGAUUAUUUAUUGCUCAAGCAAAGCUCAAGUAUAAAUAAGAAGCCAAUGAUCUCUUUAGCUCUUAGCAAGCAGCUCAGAGUUGUAAGAGAAUAUUUUGAGAAUGGGACGCGGUAGUAGGAGAUCGCAGCGGCUUGCUUUGUUUUCUUUGUUUUGUAUUCAAAUUCUUGCAGUGAGUGUGGUUGCAAGGAACGUAGUGAGUGUGAGGCGUGAUGAGGAGGAGAAGAACUUAGCUGGUGGUGGAGGAUUUGGCGCUGGAGGUGGAGUAGGCGGAGGUGGUGGUGGGGCUGGAGGCGGUGCUGGUGGUGGUUUUGGAGGUGGUGGUGGGGGUGGAGCUGGAGGCGGUGGAGGAUUUGGAGCUGGAGGUGGUGGAGGAGUAGGUGGUGGGCAUGGGGUUGGAGGUGGCGUUGGUGGUGGGUUUGGUAAAGGUGGUGGCAUUGGUGGUGGGAUUGGUAAGGGUGGAGGAGUAGGUGGUGGUGCUGGUGGUGGAUUUGGCAAGGGUGGUGGUGUCGGUGGUGGAAUUGGAAAGGGUGGAGGAAUAGGAAAAGGUGGUGGAGCAGGUGGUGGUUUUGGAAAAGGAGGAGGCAUUGGCAAGGGUGGUGGAGUUGGAGGAGGAGCCGGUGGUGGGUUUGGAAAAGGUGGUGGUGGUGGUGGCGGAGCCGGUGGUGGCUUUGGAAAAGGUGGUGGAGCAGGUGGUGGAUUUGGUAAAGGUGGCGGUGUUGGUGGGGGAAUAGGAAAAGGGGGAGGUGUUGGUGGUGGAGCUGGUGGUGGCCUUGGAAAAGGUGGAGGUGUCGGUGGCAGUGGUGGCUUUGGAAAAGGUGGCGGUAUUGGCGGGGGAGCAGGAGGAGGGUUUGGUAAAGGUGGUGGAGUAGGUGGAGGCAUUGGAAAGGGUGGUGGAAUUGGUGGUGGUGGUGGUUUUGGUAAAGGUGGUGGUAUUGGAGGAGGAAUUGGCAAAGGUGGGGGAGUUGGCGGUGGCGUUGGAGGCGGCUCUGGCGGUGGGAUUGGGGGCGGAUUUGGCAACGGUGGUGGUGUCGGAGGAGGAAUAGGGGGAGGUUCUGGUGGUGGAUUUGGAGGCGGUGGCGGAUUUGGUGGAGGAGCAGGCAAUGGUGGUGGAUUUGGUGGGGGUGGUGGUGCUGGUGGAGGUGGUGGUAUUGGACACCACUGAGCUUCAUGUUAUGCAUGCACACACACACUUGCAUGUUUAUGAACGAUGGUGGUAUUAGACACCACUGAGCUUCAUGUUAUGCAUGCACACACGCAUGUAUAUGAACGAAGGAUCUAUCAACUAGUACUUUGUCUAAUAAUUAAUGAACAAUUUUUAUUACUACUACUUUUUGAUUAA
Messenger RNA from Malus domestica (apple), 1364 nucleotides. RefSeq names its product glycine-rich cell wall structural protein. Lineage: Eukaryota; Viridiplantae; Streptophyta; Magnoliopsida; Rosales; Rosaceae. The record is from RefSeq and is a predicted model, not a curated record.